AUGAAAGCGCAAAUACUGAAUAGAGUGGUAGGAGCAGUUCCAGAAACACCUGCUUAUUUCGUUCAAGCGGCGGUCGACGCAAUAGCGAGGUGUAGUUACUACAGCAGUAUGGCCUUUACUACUCAUGGGGGCAAAAAGGAGGAGCAAAUGCGGCUCGUGGGCACGCACUACCAAUUAGGGGCCGAAAUCGGACGUGGCGGCUUUGGCGUUGUCUAUGGAGCGCUGGAUCUGCGCAACGGACGCUCGGUGGCCAUUAAACAAGUGUCUUUGCGAGACAUUGACAAGGACGAGCUCUUGGCUAUUGAGACGGAAAUCAGUUUGCUACGCAAGCUCAAGCAUGAAAACAUCGUUAAAUACCACGAUACAAUCAAGACCGAUGGGUAUCUGUACAUUGUGCUCGAGUACAUGGAAAACGGUUCGUUGGCACAGUUUGUCAAGAAAUUUCGGUUCUUGUCCGAGACGCUCGUGGCCAUGUACAUCACGCAAGUGUUGAGGGGACUCGCGUACUUGCACGAGCAAGGCGUGCUACAUCGAGACGUCAAAGGGGCGAACAUCCUCACGACGAAAGACGGAUUGGUGAAGCUCGCGGAUUUCGGGGUGGCUAUAAAACUGAGCGAAACGCAGAAGGCAAAUUCCGUAGUGGGAUCGCCGUAUUGGAUGGCCCCGGAGGUCAUUGAAAUGGCAGGCUGGUCGUCCGCCUCCGAUAUCUGGAGUGUGGGCUGCACAAUUAUCGAGCUGUUGACGACCAAGCCACCGUAUUUUGACUUGGCACCCAUGGCUGCGCUAUUCCGCAUUGUGCAAGAGGAUCACCCACCGCUUCCACAGCGCAUGUCACCGGCUUUACACGACUUUAUCAUGAAGUGCUUCAUGAAAGAGCCUCGACUACGAGCAUCGGCAGACGAGCUUUUAGCGCAUCCUUGGAUUGCGCAAAUUCCAAAGAACAAGGUGGAGCAAAGUACGCAGCUCGUUGCAAAGAAUGUUACAUCUCUCAAUGAUCGAGAUGCAGUGCUUAAAACUAUUAAACUGUACGAAAAGAGCUCGUCUUCAACAGGCAUGUUACCAAUGGUGACGGGCAAACCCGGGCGUUCCGUGAGUAUCAUAAACGAGUUGCCCGAAGAAGAUGUUGAGGAUUGGGACGAUGAGUUUGGUAUGCAUUCAAAAUCUGCACCGGUUGUGAACGGUGAAGAGCGUGACGGGAUAGAAGGCUGCAGGCCGAAUCCGAUAGUCCGUGUAACUCCAUCGACCGAGCUAUCGUUUCAGUUGUCUAAAGAAGACGCGAACGCCUUGUUUAGUGACAAUGUUUGGAACGAUGAACAGAACGAAUUUGCAGCUUUGUCGGCAAAAUCGACGGUGCAAGAUGUACGACAUUGUGGCCGUGGUAUCAGUAUUGAUCAGAGCAAGAACAGUAACCGCACAAUGAACUCUUGGGAUCAAUUAUCGUUGGCUUCAGCUGAAGGCCGGCUAGCAAAGCUUCAGCAAUUUGUUGAAGAUGCAGAAGAUGACCUUACCCUUGACGACAUUGAUGAAAAACAGCUUUUGCAAGCGGCUGCAAAGCAGCAGCGUGCCACGGACAGCACCACCACCCUCUCUGCUGGCGUCCCCGUGUUGAAAUCUCUUGAUGCUUUGAUACAGGAUGGUGCUACUGGUCGAGAUGUUGACAUUGCCGAGGGCCAGUUGGGAAACAUAAUGCUGCGUGUUGGCGGCAAUUGUGACAGCAACGCAAACUCAUCUUCAAAUGGAAGUGCAUGA
Peronospora matthiolae is the source of this 1749-nucleotide messenger RNA. NCBI's taxonomy places the organism in Eukaryota, Oomycota, Peronosporomycetes, Peronosporales, Peronosporaceae. The record is from the annotation of a GenBank genome assembly.